Molecule: messenger RNA, 3295 nt
Organism: Scylla paramamosain (green mud crab)
Lineage: Eukaryota; Metazoa; Arthropoda; Malacostraca; Decapoda; Portunidae
Product: protein O-mannosyl-transferase 2-like
Exons: 18
Coding region: 519-3002 (827 amino acids)
Biological process (GO): protein O-linked glycosylation via mannose
Cellular component (GO): endoplasmic reticulum; membrane
Molecular function (GO): dolichyl-phosphate-mannose-protein mannosyltransferase activity
Source: RefSeq, a predicted model, not a curated record
AGCAAAGAUACAACUAAUCACAAGCGAAUGGAGGAACAACAUAGGAGAAAAAAAUAAAGAAAACAUAUCAUAUUUAUUGUACCAUUCCACCAAUUUCAAAAGCUGGACGAGAGGAAAGAAGAAUGAUUCCUGAACUAAGCAGAGUUUUCAUCACCCUUCCGCCAAUUUCGAGAGGUGGACAGGAGAAGGGAAUAAUAACUAAACCACAGCUAACUUUGAUCCACCCUUCCACCAAUUUCAAGAGCUGGACGAGAAGAAAAGAGGAAUGAUAAGAAAACCACAGCAAAUUUUAUCUCACCCUUCCACCAGUACCAACAAAUAUACGAGGGAGAAGAAGAAAGAUAAACCAAAACAUGCCUAACAUCACCAUUUCACCAAUUUCGAGAGCUGUACGAAACUUUGGGCCAGAGGAGGAAACACAGAACUAAAAUCUUAAACACCCUGAGACACCCCCACCCGCCCAGAAGAACGCCAGCCUCCGUCAGUAGUGGAUCUAUCUUCUCCCAUUCAGUAGAUAAAUGGAACCGAAGGAGAGGGAGGGAGACGAGGAGGGAGAUGAGAGAAGCGAAGAUCUGGGAGAAAAGAGCAAGGAAGACGUCAGCACCACCACCACCAGCACCACCACCAGCACAGAACAGACAGAUGGCGUGGGCGUGGCGUGCGGGCGUGCGUGGUGGGGGUGCCUGCUGCUGCUCACCCUCCUGGCACUCACCACGCGCCAGAUGAGCCUGGAGCAGCCCCCUGGCACUCUGUGGGACGAGGUGCACUUCGGGACGUUCACCAAUCAUUACCUGAACCACACACUGUACCACGACGUCCACCCUCCGCUGGGGAAGAUCGCGGUGGCAGGGCUGGCGUGGCUGGCUGGCUACGAUGGUUCCUUUGAGUUCAAGGUUGGCACUGUGUAUCCUAAAAACGUCAACUUUGUGGCCAUGCGGUCUAUGAUGGCGGUAUUUGGCGCUAGUCUGGUGCCCCUCACUUUCCUCAUCGUGUGGGAAGUGUCCUCGUCUCUCCCUGCAGCCUCCCUCGCCGCUCUCUGCGUCCUCUGUGACACGUUCAUGCAUCGCCUCAACACACUGCUGCUGCUGGACCCGCUCCUGCUCUCCGCCCUCCUCGCUGCUGUUCUUGGCUCCUUCAAGUUCCACGCGCACAGACACAGGGCGUGGUCGCGGGCGUGGUGGGGGUGGAUGGCCUACACUGCCUUCUGCCUGGGCGUUGUGGUCAGCAUCAAGUACGUGGGCGUGUUCACGGUGGGCGUGGUGGGCGUGCAGACAGCCUACCAUCUCGUGAGCCUCGCCCUAGACCCGCGACGCCCGCUGUGGGUGGUGCUGCCUCACACCGCCGUCCGUGCCGUGGUCUUCGUCAGCGUGUCCUCAGUCGUCUAUCUGUCCGCUUUCCUCCUCCACUUCCUCCUGCUAACCAAAGCAAGCGUGAACGGCGGCGGGUUUUGUCACACGGAAUUCUACGCGUCCUUUGAGGGGAACGAGUAUGAGAACGUGACCUUCCCUGAGCACGUGCACUACGGGGCCAACAUCACCAUCCAGAACAGCAGGCCCUUGUGUGGCUACCUGGAGUCCUGGUAUGACCUCUUCCCGGCCUCCGUCACCGCCCCGUGCCAGCAGGUCACCUCAGCCACGGUGCGAGACGACGAGCUGCUUAUGUGGACCAUCAAGAAGGUGGACGUGGAGGCGGGGUCGGUGCUGGAUGGGAGUGGGGAGGGCGAGGCGGUGCUGGUGCGGAGCGGUGACCAUGUGAUGCUGACCCACGCCGCUACUGGCCGCUCGCUGCGCUCCCACGGCCACCGCGCCCCCGUCACCCGCCGCCAGCUGCAGGUGUGCGGCUACGGGGAUGACGGAGUGGGGGGGCCCUUCGAGACGUGGCAGCUGCUAGUGGUGGGGGCGCCCCUCGGCACGCCCCUCUCAGUGGUGCGCCAGAGCUUCCUGCUACGGCACUACAAGAUGGAGUGUUACCUGCGCGCUAAUGAGAUGGUGAAGCUACCUGAGGAGUGGGCCUUCAACGGUGCCAAGGAGGUGACGUGCACGAGAAAUAAGGACGACACGGGGCUACAGUGGCACGUGAACUGGAACAACAGCCCCAAGUUGGGUGCGGGGGUGCCGGCGCGCUCCCUGUCCGUGGGUCUGUGGGGGAAAAUAGUGCACCAACACUUCACUAUGUUCAUUGGCAACGCGGCGCUGGUGGACAUGAAGGGCGAGGAGAGGCACGCCCGCCCCUGGAUGUGGCCCGUGCUGUGGCAGGUGCAGACGCUGGGGAGUUAUGUCAUGAACGAGACCAGUGGGGAGGAACACUACGCUGUAGGAAUGACCAAUCCUUAUGUCACCUACCUCAACCUCAUCUGCCUCGCCGCCACGCCCAUGCUUGCCCUCGCCCACGCCUUCUACGGGAAGAGGCGCCCCCACCAGUCCCCCGUGGCUGUGGAGGACAGGCGUGAGGUGCUGGCGGCGUGCGGGUGGCUGGGGUUGUGCUGGGCCGGCCACUACCUCCCCUUCUUCUUCAUGAGCCGCGUCCUCUACUACCACCACUACUGCCCCUCCUACCUCUUCUCCUGCAUGAUUACUGGAGUCAUCAUAUCCUGGACGUGCAGAAGCCUAUCACGAAGAUGGCGAGUCAAAGGGCGUGAGACAGUGCACCUCUUGCUCCUGACGGCGUGUGGGGCGUCCGUGGUGGCCUCGUACGUGGCGUUCUUCCCCCUGGCCACAUACGUCAAGGGGGUUCAGUUCGAGAAAAACCCAAGACUGAACCCAUAUCUUGACUACCUCUACGCGGGUCAGCUGUGGCCUGAGUUUGGCUACCGAAUGGAGGAAUAUGUCAGCUUUUCAUCCACUACGAUCGGCUACUGGAACCACAGCAACUUCGCCAACACAGACCUGAACGCCACUCUGUACUUCGCCACACCACUUAACUUCACUGCCGAGGAGCGUCCUGCCAUCAGCCCAGUGCCCGCUUCCUCCUAUGCACUCUGGGCCUCUCGCGCCGCCCUCUGACCACUCUUAAACCCACAGUAAACCAGUAAACAUCCCAUUAAACCAGUAAACCAUCCAUUGAGCCUCCCAGUAAACCAUUAAACCAUCCAGUAUACUUCCAAUUAAACUAUUAGACCACCCAGUAAAGUAAAUCUCCUUGUAAAUCUCCUUGUAAACUCUCCCUGUACCCUCCCCACCAGUAAGCCCUUCCAAUUAACUAAGUCUCCCCUUAAGUCCUGCCAGUAAACUCCUUCCCAGUAAAGUAAAUCUUGUAAACUUCCUUGUAAACCUCCCAGUAAACGCCUGUAAACCUG